Molecule: messenger RNA, 513 nt
Organism: Penaeus monodon (black tiger shrimp)
Lineage: Eukaryota; Metazoa; Arthropoda; Malacostraca; Decapoda; Penaeidae
Exons: 2
Coding region: 1-318 (105 amino acids)
Source: RefSeq, a predicted model, not a curated record
AUGGCAACUAUAAAUGAGCUGAUCAUAAAAGGACUCGUGUUCUACAGACCCGUGUACAGAAGCUACAGUUACGGACGUUGGAAGAGGAAUGCUGAGGCUAAGGCCGAGCCUGAGGCUGAUCCUUCCCGCUUCGGAUACGGCAAUGGCGGCUAUGGGCACGUGUCCUUCAGGCCCGUGUACAGCAACUACGGUUACGGACGCUGGAAGAGGAGUGCUGAGGCUGAGCCCAGAUUCAGCUUCGGCCGCAGCUUUGGAGGACACAGCCGCUUCGGAAGCUACAGUGGAAGCUUUGGAGGACAUGGUCGUUUCUACGGUUAAAGAAUUCUUUUAGGUCAAGAUGCAUAAUACUGAGCAAUUUUACACAACGAUUCCUUUAAACAUGCCAAAUGUAUUUAUGAAUUUUACUCUAAACAAAUAGUAUAGGCAAAAUCACUGCAGAAAAAAUAAUAAAAAUAGAAUGUUUUUUGGAGUGAACUGACGAAGCCAUUCCUAGAUGCUAACACACACACACAC